Molecule: messenger RNA, 4909 nt
Organism: Rotaria sordida
Lineage: Eukaryota; Metazoa; Rotifera; Eurotatoria; Philodinida; Philodinidae
Source: the annotation of a GenBank genome assembly
AUGAUUUCUUUGAAAUCAAAACAAUCAAUUUUACACUCACUUCUUCAUCCUGAUAAAAUCCAGAACAAGAAUUUACAAUCUACGAAAGAUCUAUCAACUAUCAUUUCUAACAGUACAAUCAAACAUUUAGAACCUGUUUUUCUAAAUGUCUAUGAUCUACUUUCCGAACAUCGAACAGUUAAUUAUUUAUUCAAAUAUUGUGCUUGUCAUUUUCUUGGUGCUUAUCAUACCAGUGUACAAAUAUAUAAUGUUGAAUAUUAUUUUGGUGAUGGUAUUUGUAAAUCUCGACCUUAUUCUCAUUUAGGUAGAUUAAUUUUAUCGAAAAAAAUGGGUAUGACUGAAAUGACACAAGAUGAAAUUGAAACAAAAAUUCUAUUUGAUAUGUAUGAUAAAUUUACUCGAAAAGAUUAUGAUUUACUUCAACAUAAUUGUAAUCAUUUUACAGAUGUUUUUCUUGAUCGUCUACUUGGUAUUCAUUUACCAAUGCGAUUUAAUCGAACAGAACGAUGUAUUAUUGCUACACCAUGUUGUACUCGAACAUUAAAUGGUAUCUUUGGUAAUGAUUGGACUCGACCACUAAUUGGAAUCAAGUCAAAUUCAAAUUUAGAACAAAAAACAUGUUGUCAUCGAGAGAUCAAAAAAAGAAUAGGAAAAGAACGUCAUCAACAACAUCGAUCUACUGUUUUUAAACUUCUUCGACGACGUCGAAAUCAAUCAAUGGUAUCAUCAUCAUCAUCACGAAUAAUUGAUCAAAAAAAUAAAAAUCAUGAUUCAUUUAUGAAUCAAGCAAAAAAUAAUAACAAACGAAAAUCGGUACAUGUAUUUGACAUUACUAAUACAUGUAAUAGUUCUAGCAACAAUGCACGACUUACGUUGGAUUGGUCAUCAGCAAAUGUAACUACAGCGACUAUGGAUAAUAAACAUUAUUUUGGUCUUUAUUUAAUACGAAUUAAACAUAGUCUGGUUCUAUUUUCAUUAUUAUUAACUGCUUUCCAAAGUCUGGUUUACUUAUUAUUGGCAUUUUUUUCUAGCAGAUCUAAUUUGGCUCAAUUCAUUUUUGAAAUAAUUCUUUUUUCUUGUGUUUUACUUCUAUCAAUAACAUUAAUUAUGUUACUUCAACGUGAAAAAUUUCUUCAUGCUCAUGUAUAUAUAUCAUGUUUAUCAAUAUGGUUAUUAUUAACAUUAUUUUCUACUAUACCUAUACUUUUACAACAAUAUACAUCAGUUAUUCGUUUAAUGGGUAUUGUUACAUUUUCAAUAAUAACUAUACAUACAACAUUACCUAUUUCACGAUCAUGGACAGUUUUAAUGGCUUCAAUAACAUCAUUAAUUCAUUUAAUACUUGUUAUUCGUACACAUCGUAUUGAUGAUUUAAAUAAUAAAUCUCAUCGAAUGGAAUUUAAACUUAAAGUUAUAUGUUUAUCAUUAUUUUUUGUUGCAUGCAAUUUAUUUGGAUUAUGUCAUCGAUAUUUGACAGAUGCACAUCAAAAGAAAACAUAUCAAAAUACAAUGCGUUGUAUAGAAGCUCGUUUAAGACUUGAACGUGAAAAGGAACAACAAGAAACAUUAAUUCUUAGUGUUAUUCCAGCACAUAUUGCAUUAACUAUGAAAUCGGAAAUGUUACGUAAAGUAAAAGAAACAGCUAAAUAUCAUAAUCUUCAAUCAAGAGAUGAUGAUCAAAGAUCACAUACAAAAAAAAUUAGUGUACGAAAAGCAACAUUUCAUGAUUUAUAUAUAAAAAAACAUGAAAAUGUUACAAUUUUAUAUGCUGAUAUUGUGAAUUUUACACCAUUAUCAGAAAAAUUUACUCCACCAGAAUUAGUACAAAUUCUUAAUAAACUUUUUGGAAAAUUUGAUCAAUUAGCACAAGAAUGUGAUUGUAUGCGAAUAAAAAUUCUUGGUGAUUGUUAUUAUUGUGUUAGUGGUUUACCAAUAAGUCGACCUAAUCAUGCAUCAAAUUGUGUUCGAAUGGGUUUAAAAAUGAUUGACGAUAUCAAAUUAGUACGAGAAGCAACUGGUGUAAAUGUUGAUAUGCGUAUUGGAAUACACACAGGACGAGUUUUAUGUGGAGUAUUAGGUCUUAAAAAAUGGCAAUAUGACAUAUGGUCGGAUGAUGUUACAUUAGCUAAUCAUAUUGAAGCGGGUGGUGUACCAGGACGUGUUCAUAUAUCUGACAGUACAUUACUUAGUUUGGGCGGUGAAUAUGAAGUUGAAGAAGCUCAUGGACAUGAACGUGAUGCUUAUAUUGCUAAAUUAGGUAUUAAAACAUAUUUUAUCAUACCACGUGAUGUACCAAAUACACAAAAUCAAUUUAUGAUGAAUAGUAGUGAUACACGUAAAUCAAGUAAAAAAAUGCAAAAAUUAUUGGAUACAUGGUCAAAUGAAACACCAUUUUCUGCACAAGGUCUUGCUGAUAGCGAGAAAGUUGAUGCAGCAAAAAGUUUUAUACUUCUCGAAGAUAAUUUAAAACCAUUAGCAACUUCAUUUUCUUGCUUCAAUCGUCGACGAAGUACAAAUGGUCUUAAACCAUUUACACUUGAAUUUAAUAAACAAGCAAGUAAAGCACAAAAAGUUUUAGAUGAUGAUGAAGAAAAUAGAACAGCUAGUGAAUCAUUAUAUCGUUCAUUACCAGAAUUAUGUUAUCGAUAUUAUGUUAUUAAUGCAGCUUGUGUUUUUCUUGCUAUUUUAGUUAUUCAAGCAUUGAUUUUAGAAAAAAAUGCUCUUUUUCUUAUUUUGAUGAUUUUUGGCUUAUGUGCAUUUGGUAUAGCAGCAUUUCUUUGUGUACUUGACCUUUCAAAAUUACAGCAUGACAAUCAUCGUUCUUUAUUAGAACAACCAACUUAUUUAGUAACACAUUAUUAUUUUAUUCGUUCACCUGUUAGUCUUAUAUUAAUUGCUAUUUGUAUUUUAACACCAUUUGCUAUAUCAUGGCCAAUGCCAAAUGAUUCUAUCGAACAAUAUAUGAAUACAACUGUUGUGACAAAUAUUUCAUUCACAAAAAAUAUUGUCAAUCAAGUAAUAUAUAUUUUCUUAAUUGUAAUACAUAUGAAAAGAGAAAAUAGUAAAGUUGAUGAGUCUUGAAAUUUCUUGAUAAUUAGGCAAACGAAUACAAUGCAAUUAUGUAAUAAAUGUCUGAAACAAACCUAUUAUCUAUCCUUAAGUUUACAUUAGAAUGUAAACAUAAGAACCUUGGGAGCAAGUACAAAUGUAGAAACUUUGAAAUUUAGGGUUGGAGAACUUUUUCGAAAUUUUAGACGAAUAGAAUAUAGGAUGGACUGUAAACAUUUUUACAAUAAAAAUUUUUGAAUAUCUUUCCUCUGUUCGUAGGUAUUGAGCUUAGAGGAUAUUUAAAGGUUUUUUCUUAUAAAAAAAUCGUCAAUAAACACUGCUUUCAAUUAUCAACAUUCAAUUCAAUAGAGUAGUGUAACAUUUACUACUUAUAGAGAUUUAUAUAAAUAUAUUCAUUUAUGCAUGGAUUCUUUUUCUUCCGACACAUAUAUUCGAUUGUCUCUUUCGUUCUGUCAUUCGAGUUUAGCUUUUCUAUAAUCUUAAUAAUGGUGAGAGUGUGAGUGCAGAUCUUCUACUCUCUGACAGCCACAUCAUGAAAGACUGCAAGGUACAUAUAGGAAUAUACAUGAGUUAUUCUCGCAUUUCUUGUUUCUUUUCCAAAUCUAUGCUAUUAUUGAUGAAAUAAUCAGUCCAAUAUCUUCUAGUGGAAUGGAAGUAAUUAAACUUUCUAUUGUAAAAAAUAUUUAUGAUUAAUCUUGUAUAAUGGAAUGCUCACAGCAUAGCAAUGAGAGCGAGAUGUGGGAUCAAAAGGAACUAGGAAUUUUCAACAAAGUUGAGAGAAUCCGUUGAAAUGCCAAAAGGUAUGUGAUGAGUCGGAAUCUAUGACUUGGGACCAGAAUUUUGUGCUCUUUCAGAAUAUGGUCUUGUUGGACAAAAUUUUUCAGCACAUUUUUUGUAUUUUCACUAAUCGUUUCGAUUCGAAACGAAAGUUGAGAUGUUUAUUUAUAUACGAGCUUGUAGAUCAGAAGCUGCCCUACAAGAUGCACUAUUUCAGUAUUUGUUUGUUUUUCAACAAGACUACUCAAUGUUCUUUUUUUUUCGUAACUGCUUUUUUUGACCAAAACCUUUGUAAGUUCAAGGAACCUCUUGAUAAAAUGGUUGUGGCUUCAUUUGAGUAAAAUCUACAGCUUAUUUCAACAUCAAAUAUUGUAGAGAAGCAUCGCCUUUACAAAACAACCGACACCAAUAAUUUUUAGCAUGUCCGAAAAGAAACUUAUAGGUAAACAAAAGCCUGUUGAAUCACUAUUAAAUAUAAUUUAAAAAGAGCACAAAAUUCUGACCAAAAUCUAUGUAUUUUGGCUCGACUGACAUGCUUUCGGGCAGACCAAAAUGCAUAAAUAUGUUCACCGGAAACUUCAACCCACAAGCUUUGUUCUAACUAAUUUUUUUUAGAGUCAUAGAUUCCGACUCAUCGCAAACGCUUUCUAGCGGCUUAAAAAUGGAUAAACAUUUUGUCCAAAAAAAUUUUGAUCACUUGUUAGUUUCUGGCUUGAUGAAACAGUUCUUUUUCGAGAAUUUGCUCUAGUAAUCAGUUCGUUUCAUACAAGUUGCGAUAUUGAAUAUUUGAUGUUUUCCAACCUCUUCAUUUAUUCCAGUACAUUGAUACAAUUCAGUUACACAUGAUCCGAAGUAGAUAAAAUGAAAUGUUCGUUCAUAAACAAAGAACUGGUUUUCAAUUCCAGUUCUAUGAUUUGAUCGAAGUCUGUAACAUAUCUAAUUUAUAAUUGUUUGUUCUUGAGAAUUAAUUACAGCAUUAGAAAAGUAGUCGAAUGGCUAACGCAUGUGUUUAACUCACAAUGGAGGUAUGUGUGUUGAUAAGUGAAAAGAUGGCACAUAUUCG